UUCAUCCAUAAAACGCUCGAGGGCGCAGCACCAGAGCAGAGCAGGACUGAGAGAGAGGGAGGAGUUUUUAAGAUGGUGAACUUCGUGGAAGCACAGAAACCUGUUCUCCGUGCUCUGGUGAAGCUAGCCGGUCUCCGGCAGCUCACCCUGGAGAUUUACCCCGGCACAGUCAUGAGCUUCUGGAUACCCAAAGAGAAAAUCCCCAAAAAGAGCACCACAAAAGAAAUCGUCCCCGUCGGAAAAAUCGGCGACGUCAACAAAAACAAGAACAAGGGGGAGGGGAAGAAAGAGAAGCCAGCGGUGGUGCUCGUCCAUGGUUUUGCCGCCGAGGGGAUUGUAACUUGGCAGUUUCAGGUGGGAGCUCUUACAAAACUCUACUCCGUUUACAUCCCGGACCUGCUCUUCUUCGGGGGUUCAAGUAGCGCUGCGGCAGAUCGGUCGCCGGACUUUCAAGCCGAAUGCCUAGCCGCCGCUCUGGACCAGCUUGAAGUGGCGAAAUGCACGGUUGUGGGGUUCAGUUACGGUGGAAUGGUGGCGUGCAAGAUGGCGGAGGCGAGACCGGACCUGGUGAAGGCCAUGGUUGUUUCGGGAUCUGUCACUGCCAUGACUGAUUCGAUAAGUGAGGAGACGAUGGAGCGGUUGGGAUUCUCAUCAUCCAAGGAGCUCUUGUUGCCGGAGUCCGUCAAGGGCUUGAAGGCGCUUUUGAAAGUGGCGACUUACAAGAAGCUCUGGUUUCCGGAUUUCUUACACCGGGACUAUCUCGAGGUGAUGUUCAGCAAUAGGAACGAACGUGCGGAGCUGCUGGAGGGGCUCCUAAGAUGCAACAAGGAUGACCAUGUUCCGAAUUUGUCUCAGAGAAUACUUCUUCUGUGGGGCGAAAACGACAACAUCUUCCAUUUGGAGCUCGCCCAGAACAUGAAAGAUCAAUUAGGAGACAAUGCCACGCUGCAAUCCAUUGAGAAGGCAGGCCACCUAGUUCACCUGGAGCGGCCCUGCGCCUACACUCGCCACCUCAAGAAUUUCCUAGCCCUCGUCAAUGCCCAAGAUACCCUAGAGUAGUUAUGUCCCACCGUUUAAUUUGAAUUAAGAAUAAACGAAUUUGGAUUAGUAUUAUUUUUUUCUAUCAUAUUGUAUUUUAUUUGAAUAACAUUUCCAUUAAUGCAAUCAUGGAUUUUAAAUCGAAGAAAUGAUUUCAGCCACAUAUGUAAAUCUUUCCUGCCAUCAUAUGAUUGAUGCUUCUGCUGCUUUGGGAAGAAGUAUGCUUCUAUGUAAUGCAAAAUUUCUUCAUGCUGAAAUUUACUGCUUUGAAUUCG
This is a messenger RNA of Phalaenopsis equestris, 1313 nucleotides long. RefSeq names its product monoacylglycerol lipase ABHD6-like. Bases 73 to 1059 code for a protein of 328 amino acids. The record is from RefSeq and is a predicted model, not a curated record. The transcript has 5 exons. Gene Ontology annotation, molecular function: catalytic activity. Lineage: Eukaryota; Viridiplantae; Streptophyta; Magnoliopsida; Asparagales; Orchidaceae.